AUGUGUGGCUCAAAAAUAACAGACAGGAGGUUUUUCUUGAAAUUAUUAAGUCCGGCUAUACGCCAAGAGAAAGCCGAUAGUCUCCGCCACGGCGACAUCGUCGAGCGCCACAUGAUUGACGGAGAUCUCGUUCUGUUCAAUCGACAGCCGUCGCUGCAUAGGAACUCCAUCAUGUGUCAUUAUGCGAAGGUGAUGCCGUGGCGCACCUUCCGCUUCAACGAGUGUGUGUGUGGGCCAUACAACGCUGAUUUUGACGGCGAUGAGAUGAACAUGCAUUUGCCACAGACCGAAGAAGCGCGUGCGGAGGCGUUGGUGUUGAUGGGCUCUAAAGCGAACAUGUGCACAGCGCGCAAUGGAGAGCCGCUGAUUGCCGCGACGCAGGAUUUCAUUACAGCGUCGUAUCUGGUGUCGCGCAAGGGCACGUUCUACGACAGGAGAGAAUUUAUCCAGUUGGUGACGUUCUUCAGCGAGGGCAAGUACGUUUAUAUGCACACACACAUAUAUUAA
Molecule: messenger RNA, 507 nt
Organism: Sphaeroforma arctica JP610
Lineage: Eukaryota; Ichthyosporea; Ichthyophonida
Exons: 2
Coding region: 1-507 (168 amino acids)
Biological process (GO): DNA-templated transcription
Molecular function (GO): DNA-directed RNA polymerase activity; DNA binding
Source: RefSeq, a predicted model, not a curated record